UCCUCUUUAUUUAUACUUCACAUACUUUCCUUCUGAUUUUCACCAACCUGAAACCACAGCGAGAAACCAAAAAUUGACAAUGGCGUCGGCUAUAAGCAUGAUUCAAGCUGGGUUCUCAUGCGGCGGCGCAUUAUCUUCGUUUACGGCGAGGCCCAGGCGGAUGGUGGUGGUUAGGGCUGAAGCUAUAAACCCAGAUAUUAAGAAGGACGAAGCAAAAGUGGUGGAUUCUGUUGUCGUCACUGAACUCUCUAAGCCUCUUACUGCUUACUGCAGGUGUUGGAGGUCUGGGACUUUUCCUCUAUGUGAUGGAAGCCACGUGAAGCACAAUAAGGAGACUGGAGAUAACGUUGGACCCCUGCUCUUGAAGAAGCAGUAAGCCAGUAAAUGGUUGCGGUAUUGUGUUAGUUUGUAGAUUUUGAAAACUAUUGAAGUCUGUUUCCCUAAGUAUUUUGAGUUCUAUCUACCAUUUAUUUGAAAUAAGAUGUUCUUUCCCGGUGAAUGUUCAUUAUAAGACUUAUUUGUCCUUUUUCAGCAUUAGUUUUUCUCAUGGUUGAACUUGAUCU
Molecule: messenger RNA, 563 nt
Organism: Nicotiana tabacum (common tobacco)
Lineage: Eukaryota; Viridiplantae; Streptophyta; Magnoliopsida; Solanales; Solanaceae
Biological process (GO): regulation of autophagy
Cellular component (GO): mitochondrial outer membrane; intracellular membrane-bounded organelle
Molecular function (GO): 2 iron, 2 sulfur cluster binding
Source: RefSeq, a predicted model, not a curated record